Dimorphilus gyrociliatus is the source of this 720-nucleotide messenger RNA. The record is from the annotation of a GenBank genome assembly. Lineage: Eukaryota; Metazoa; Annelida; Polychaeta; Dinophilidae.
AGAAUAUUUCACUACACGUCGUGUACAUCUGAUACAAAGUAAUAUCAUAAUAAUAAAACAAAAAACCUCACAAUGCCGGUCAGUCAAUCUAAUUCUCUGAUUCUUACAACUAUAUGUUUUGUAAUUUUGUUGUUAGAAAUUUACUUAAAAGUCUUUAAAAAUACAUACCAUACAAUGAACGUUAAUAUAAGAAUUUUACAGCCCAAAGGCAAGCAAGGAACAAAAGGCCAGAAGCAAAUCGCUACUGAAAAUCAGGAUACCCUACGAUUUUAUCAAAUCCUUAUCGGUGGAGUUAAUACUGUCUACUUUGCUCUAACUUUCACGUUUUUUUGGAGUUCGUUUACUACUUUCUAUAUGUUUCUAGUGUGUGGCGUUUUAGCAACAUAUUAUGGGUCUUAUAAAUUUAUGUCUAGUAUGGCAACUCCAACGUAUGCCCCUGAUGGGUCUCUUUUCGAUGCAGGCUCGGAUCUUAAUAUUUCCGGAGGUGUAUCCGAACACGUUAAAGACGUAAUCCUGCUGACAGCUAUCUGUCAAGGUCUGUCUCUGAUAUCCAACUAUUUUUGGUUGUUUCUACUGUUGGCUCCAAUAAGGGCAUUCUACCUCUUAUGGGUUAAUAUACUUGGGCCAUGGUUUUUCGCACCUGCACCGGAACCCGCAGAAGAAGAAGAGAAGAAAGCCAAAAAACAAGAGAGGAAAAUGAAGCAUAAAAUCAUUCGAUAA